This is a messenger RNA of Lolium perenne, 1685 nucleotides long. The record is from RefSeq and is a predicted model, not a curated record. Lineage: Eukaryota; Viridiplantae; Streptophyta; Magnoliopsida; Poales; Poaceae.
GUUCUCAUCAUUUCAAGUAUUAAUUAUGUACUGAUCUUUGUCCAUACAUAAUUAUUUUGGUACAGCUGUUCACUAGUCAAGACUAGGCAUUCUCUGUGAAGACUCUUCCAUCCAUGGCCCGAGACAAUCCCAUCGGAGAGAGAGAUACAUUUUGGUAACUCAAGAUGUGUGGUGCUAUUUUGACUGAUGCUAGUAGUACAUAACUAUAGCUCAGUUGAAAUUAAUUCUACCUCUCUCUUUCUUGCUGUUAUAUUUUAUCCUCUAGUCUUGUAUUUGAAAUUUGAGUAUAUUUCGGUGAUUUGUGUGAUAGGAUAUCAGUCUGUCACUGCUCACUCUAGACAAACCAUCUUUAAUGAGGCUUAUCUCAUUAGUCAGUUCUUGUUUGUUAUAGUGCACUUUAAUCAACCUCUCGGUACGUUGUAUUCAUGCUGCCAGUUGUCAGUGAACUGUUAAAAUGCCGUGAUCAUUGGUCGGCAGAUCACCAGAUCAUGCCAGAUGCUUCAGAUCACAGUGACAUGGUUGACUUGCAUUAAGUAUUGAUCCCAUAUAUUAAUCUCGUCAAUCUCAAGUAGUGCUCUGGUUAAGCGUAUGUCAACCUAGUAAAUUUUGUAGAUCACAUGCCAAAACUCUAAUACUUGAUGUGAAUUCUUCUUGAUCCUGAAACAAUGGACCUUAUGUGCUCCAUAAUGCCAUCUGUCCGGUGAAAGAUGUGUAAUGCAGACUGUUUAGUCUGAAUUCAUAUUUUCACAUUUCCUAGUAACUUUGAAUGGAAGCCCAAAGGAAACUACUAAUAUCACCUGGUUGACAUUAGUAGCCUUUUCAUUCCUGUGUUCCCCAAAAGCAACAGCCGGAUCGUAUUUUGCUCUUAGUUGACCUUACUGCUUGUGACUUUUGAUGUUUACUCAAGAGCAGCAGCUUAUGCUUGCACCGCUAACACUUGGACACUUUUCAGCAAACUUUUCCAUAAGUUAAAAACUUUCUGCAGCUCCCAAGAUUGGUGAGCAGUGGUGAUCCUCCUUCCGCGACCAGCCACGUUGCAGUACCACGAGCCAUUCGCUGGAGCCUGGAUGUGGGCUUUCUGAAUGGAAGUCCAGAUGCAGAGGAACUGACUCCAGGAACUUAAACAAAGUGCUUCCUCCAUCCUCCCUCCAGCUUCAGAUGUCGACGGCGAUGGUGUCGGAGCCGCAUGUCCUGGCCGUGGACGACAGCCUCGUCGACCGCGCCGUCAUCUCCAGGCUCCUCCGCAGCUCCAAGUACAGAGUCACGACGGUGGACAGCGGCAAGCGUGCGCUGGAGGUUCUGAGCCUGGACCGGAGCGUGCACAUGAUAAUCACAGACUACUGCAUGCCGGAGAUGAACGGGUACGAGCUUCUGAAGCGGGUCAAGGAGUCUGCCGAGCUACGUGGCAUCCCCGUUGUGAUCAUGUCGUCUGAGAACUCUCCUGCUCGUAUCCGCCGGUGCCUCGAGGAAGGCGCGGAGGAGUUCCUCAUCAAGCCCGUCCGGUCGUCGGACCUGUCGCGCCUCUGCAGCCGGCUCUACUGAUGCUAUAGAUAGCUACUGCUCUAAUAAUUCUAAUUGACUGACUGAUGACGAACGAGUGGGUUGUCAUCCAUCCAUGUGUUGUAAGUUGUAACAUGUACUAGUAAACACGGUGAAAUUAAAGUGAUGCUCAGAAUUGAUGGUUC